Amphimedon queenslandica is the source of this 2419-nucleotide messenger RNA. RefSeq names its product leishmanolysin-like peptidase. NCBI's taxonomy places the organism in Eukaryota, Metazoa, Porifera, Demospongiae, Haplosclerida, Niphatidae. Gene Ontology annotation, biological process: cell adhesion; proteolysis. Gene Ontology annotation, molecular function: metalloendopeptidase activity. The coding region runs from base 92 to 2281 and encodes 729 amino acids. The transcript is spliced from 20 exons. The record is from RefSeq and is a predicted model, not a curated record. Gene Ontology annotation, cellular component: membrane; cytoplasm.
AGGAAUGGAAUGGGCCAGGAUGUGAUGUAAUGAUCUACUUAAGUAAUGAAUCUACUUCUUGAAACUCUUCGUGCUGAGAAAAGAUCUGAAGAUGACUGAAUUUGCAAGCUACUGCUGCUUCUUACUUUUGUCUCUGGUCCUGGCAAAUGCAGCUAGAUCUAACAGUACCGGUCAUUAUCAUGAAUGUCCUCAUGACAAAUUACCAAAAAAGUUCUUGGUUAGAACACAUUUGGAAGUUUCAUAUAAAUCUGAGGCAGCAAAGACUUUAGCUGUAGCUGGGAGGAAUGAGCCUUUUAAUCAACCUAUUCGCAUCAAUCUCCACUACAACUUUACUUUUUUGGGAGUAUUAUCUGAGACAAAACAGCAACAAGUGAAGACUAUCAUGAGUCAAGUAAAAGAGAAUCUUGAGUCAAUCCUUACAGUGAGAAGGACUCCAAGCCCUCUUCGAUUACGAAGGCAUUGUGUCAGUAAUGAUGAAGUUAUUUUAACUGGUCCUACUGAACCAUGUCUUCAUCAAUGUUCAACAAAAUCAGUUAUUUGUGAUGCUUUUCCAGUACCAUCAGAACAUCUACAGCGUUGUGUGCAGUGCAAUGGAGAUAGUAGCAAUUGUGUUGAGGCUUAUAGUGAUGGACCUGGUAUUGAAGCUGACCUUGCUCUAUAUGUAUAUGGUAUUGAUGUCAACUGUGAUGAGGGUACCAUUGCUUAUGCCACAGCCUGCCAAUUGGAAGAUCGAUAUGACAGGCCAAUAUCAGGAAUUAUCAAUUUCUGCCCAAGUGACAUUAAUGAUGCAGAACACGUUUUUAAGGUUGCAAAACAUGAAAUUUUUCAUGUGCUAGGAUUCUCAGAUAACUUAUAUCCAUGGUACAGAGAUGAAAGGGGAAACCCAAGAACACAUAGAGAUGCCAAUGGUAACCCACCAACUGAUGCUAAUGGUAAAUAUAUAGCAGCAGAAAAUACAGUAAAAACAGUGGUCAUUAAUGAUUGGCAGACGAGAUUCGGGACAAUGACAAAAACAGUUACACAAUUAGUUACUCCAAAACUUGUGGAGGUUGGAAAACAUCAUUUUAAUUGUGAUACUUUGGAGGGUGUUCAGUUAGAGGAUCAAGGUGGUAGUGGUACUGCCGGAUCACACUGGGAGAAAAGAUUACUAAAUUAUGAAGCUAUGACUGGUGUCAUAUCAGAAAACCUUGCAUUCUCCAGUUUUAGUUAUGCACUGUUAGAAGACAGUGGUUGGUAUAAAGUUGAUUAUAGCAAAGCAAGUAUACUAGUUUGGGGACGUGGUGAUGGAUGUGGAUAUGUUACUGGUUCUUGUGGAGGAUACAUUGACUCAAAAAGAAGACAGAAUGAGCCAAUAGCUCCAUUUUGUGAUUUCUUUACCGAUGAUGACCAUCAUCCACAAAACCUAAAAUGCAACAUAGACAGGACAGCAGUUGCUUUUUGUAACCUUGUGGAUAAUUACUUAUAUGUAGCAUCUUAUGUAUCAAUACCUCGAGAAUAUCAGUAUUUAAACUCAGGUGAAAAUUUUGACAGCUCAGCAUACAGGCUCCCGUUUUAUGGAGGUUUUGUUCAAUCAGCAGACUUCUGCCCAUAUUAUCUUGACCUACUAAGGGAAGCCCCUCGGGGUAUAUGCAGGAAAGGGAUCCCCCUAACUGCUAAUAAUGAAGCAGCAGAGACAUAUGGACCUAGAUCACGUUGUGUGGAUCACUCUGAAAAGUGGCAGAUCACUAAUGGCUCAAACACAUACACUGCCAAAUACAGUGCUGGAUGCUAUGAGUACCAAUGCUCCAAUAGUGCUGUUACUAUAAUGAUCCUUGGACAAUCAUAUACCUGUAGUAAAGCUGGUCAAGUGAUAAAAAUUGAUCAGACUACAAAUGAUGUGAGAUAUCGUGGAGGGAUUGUGUGCCCAUCCUGUGUUGAGAUAUGCUAUGAUGAUUUUACAAAUUGCCCUGAAGCAGCUAAACUAUAUAGAGAGUUAGCGAGUCCUACUCCUAGUAAAAGUGUUGGAAACCCUACUUCUUCUACUGCUAGUGUUCAAAGUUCCACUUCUUCUACAGUUACUGCUGGGAGUCCAACUUCUUCUACUGUUACUGCUGGGAGUCCAACUUCUUCUACAGUUACUGCUGGGAGUCCAACUUCUUCUACAGUUACUGUUGAGAGUCCAACUUCUUCUAUAGUUAGUGUUGGAAGUCCCACUCCUGCAACUGAUAGUGCUGGGAACCUGCUGCCAAUGGUGAAUCUUCUUCUUGCAGCGAUCUUUGCUUCAUUCAUUAUUAACUAUUAAAACUUUAGUCGUUAUGUGCAUGUGUAAGUUAGAGCAAUUCUUAGUAGAUUUUUCUUCACCUUUAUUCUAAUAAAUGCUUUAAUGUUCUGAUAUGAUUCUUUUUUUUACUUAUGAGUAGAUUCUAUUUAAUAUACCCUA